Molecule: messenger RNA, 1894 nt
Organism: Glossina fuscipes
Lineage: Eukaryota; Metazoa; Arthropoda; Insecta; Diptera; Glossinidae
Product: WD repeat-containing protein 46-like
Biological process (GO): maturation of SSU-rRNA from tricistronic rRNA transcript (SSU-rRNA, 5.8S rRNA, LSU-rRNA)
Cellular component (GO): nucleolus; 90S preribosome; small-subunit processome
Molecular function (GO): protein binding
Source: RefSeq, a predicted model, not a curated record
AAUGUCUGAAAAUGCAAAUGAUGAAGUGAACGUCAGUAAACACAAAAAUAAACGUUAUUUUGAAGACACGGUGGAUGAAAAUGAGGUAAAAAAGAUAAAAGUUAAGCGCAAACGACAAGACUUUAAAGGAGAAAUUAUUAAAGUGGAGCAAAGUGUACAAAAGCCCUUCAAAUCUAAAACAUACGUUAAAAAAUUCCGGCCACAGUUGGACAAGCGACCAAAACUUCCCAAAGAAGUAUUAAAUAAACACACAAGAGGUGAACGGGUAGACACUGAUGGAAUUAAAACGAACUAUUUUAAAGAGAAGCAACGGCGUAAAGAAAUUUAUUUGGAAUAUGCUACUGAACAAGCAGCCCGCACUGAAAUAUUAUUAUCGGAGCCACAGGGUUUUAUAGAACCCGGUGAUGGGGAAAUAACGGCUCAAUACCGUCAGGCAGAUAUAGUUAAAAAUGUUGAUAUACAAUCGGCAGCCAAGCAUUUUAAAUUGAAUUUGGAUUUUGGACCCUAUUGUAUGCGUUAUUCUAAAAACGGUCGCCAUUUACUUUUGGGUGGACGGAAAGGCCAUGUAGCGGCCUUUGAUUGGGUGACUAAAAAAUUACAUUGUGAAAUGAAUGUUAUGGAAGAGGUAGCGGAUGUAAGCUUCUUUCAUACACACACAAUGUUUGCUUGCGCUCAAAAGGAUCACGUUUAUGUGUACGAUAACCAGGGAACCGAAUUGCAUUGUGUUAAAAGGUUAUAUAGGGUAAACAGAAUGGAAUUUUUGCCUUACCAUUUUUUGGCUACGGGUAAUAAUGAUGGAUAUGCUUCCUGGUUGGACGUAUCGAUAGGAGAACUGGUGGGUAAUUUCAAUACUAAUGUGGGAGCCAUACGCUUAAUGCGGCAUAAUCCUGCUAAUGGAGUCCUAUGUAUAGGCGGUGGCAAAGGCGUAGUGUCAAUGUGGUCACCGAAGGUUAAAGAACCUUUAGCUAAACUAUUGUGUCAUCCUACACCUAUAUCAACGUUAACGGUAGACCACAAAGGUCAACAUUUGAUAACGGCAGGUUUGGAUCGUUUUGUUAAAGUUUGGGAUAUACGAGCUUUGAGCGGUCCUUUGGUUCAGUACAGACUUCGCGUGCCAGCAAAUCAAUUAGACGUUUCUCAAAGGGGUGUUCUAGCUCUUAGCCAGGGCAAAAAUUGCGAGAUGUACACUAAUUUUGUAAUGGAGAAAAAGCCAAGCCAGCCUUAUUUAAAGCAUUAUUCUGAUACUUUUGUACAUGGUAUGCGUUUUUGUCCGUAUGAAGACAUUUUGGGUAUUGCAACAGCCAAUGGUUUUCAGUCGCUAUUAGUACCAGGUUCAGGUGAACCUAACUAUGACGCGUUAGAAGAUAAUCCUUAUGAAACAAAGAAGCAAAGACGUGAACGUGAAGUACAUGCCCUACUCGAAAAAAUACCAGCAGAGCUGAUCACUUUGGAUCCUAAUGAUAUUACCACUGUUGACGUACCCUCACUUCAAGAGAAAGUGGACGCGAAAAAAGCUCUAUUCUUUCUUAAACCACCCCAGGUGACAAUAAACCCACGUCGUAAAAUGAAGGGUCGUGGCGGAAGUGUUAAAGCGGCCCGUAAUAAACAAAUUGUUAAGGACAUAAAGAGAAAGGAAUUCAUUGCAAACAUCCGGCAAACCAAAAAAUCCAUAAUUGCAACGCAUAAGCAAGAGGAGGUCGGUGAAGACUUUUUACCUUUGGAAACACCUACUAGUGUUCUGGAUCGUUUCAAGCCGAAGAAAAUGAAAAAAUAAAAAAAAACUAUUUUACUUUUGUUUAUAUACUUCUAUUAAAGUUCAAUGUCAGUACAUAGUGGCAAUAAUCAUUUAGUCUUUCAUCGGUUAUACACUCAUUCAGAUUACUCGUUAUUUCUC